UUGAUAUACAUCAUAUCCAUUCUGACUCUACUUACUCCAUUGUUGAACUAUGACAGCAUGUGUUGUCCUUGACACUAAAGCAUUAAAAAAUUAAUUAUUUCCUACUAUAAAUACCACUAUGCAAUGUGCAUUAUGCAAGUCUGGAUUGUGUGACCAGCAGAGACUCUUUCUCAUUGUUUCUUGGUUCAUAUUUUCCCUUGAGUUUGUUAUUUCUCUCUUGAAGUAUGGAUAACAAUAGGAAUAGCAAUAUGGUGAACAAUUUGGUGGAUGUGGUCGAGUUUGAUAAUGUCAUGGAUAUUAAUCUUGACAAAACGUCUUGGAAUUUGAAGGUUCGCAUUAUUUCAAUGUGGAACACUCCUGCUCGAUAUCUUCCAACUGUUCAAUCUUGCACAGAAGUGAUUUUGUUGGACAAGGAGGGUUCUAAGAUUCAAGCUUCCGUGUGUAAAGAUCAUAGGCUCAGGGGAGAAAUAUUUACUGGGUUUGUUUACAAGAUAUCGAAGUUUAAGGUGAUUCCUAAUACUCGUGAGCUUCGCUGCACAAGUCAUGGCUAUCGACUUGUAUUUAGUACACGUACCAUCCUCACUCUAUCUGGAGAUACAUCCAUCCCUCGCGAGGGUUGGAGUUUCUACGAUACGGGAUACAUAGAAAGAUGCAGGGGAAUCUUUUCACACUUAUCAGAUUUCAUUGGGGUGGUAUCAUCUGUAUCAGCUGUGAGGCGUUUUGUCACGGAAGGAAAGACAACCAAAAUGAUGAUUGUGGAACUUAGAGAUUCUGUGGGUAUUAUGCGUUGUUUCUUAUAUGGGAGAACUUGCUGAAUUGCUGAUGCUCAAUCUCUGCUCUAAUUGGACUAAGAGGCCUGUGUUGAUUCUUCAGUUUAUUCAAGUUAGAAAUGUUAAUGGUCUUCUAUUUAUGCGUUACCCUUCCUCACACAUCUAAGCUAUUCG
Lotus japonicus is the source of this 944-nucleotide messenger RNA. RefSeq lists its product as uncharacterized. Lineage: Eukaryota; Viridiplantae; Streptophyta; Magnoliopsida; Fabales; Fabaceae. The record is from RefSeq and is a predicted model, not a curated record. The coding region runs from base 225 to 815 and encodes 196 amino acids. The transcript is spliced from 5 exons.